GUAUAAGUUAAAAAUAAAAAACCCAAAAAUUCGAUUACUUUAAUAUUCCUCAUAAAACUUGAUGUUAUGUGAAAAUGAAAUAUAUAUAUGUCACCUACAACUUAGCCAGUUAAUUUUUUGUGAUAGAAUUUUGAAAUUUGUCAGAAAUCGAGUUAAACCGUUUUUCACCUUUAAAACCUAAAACACUUCCCCCCUUGCCACUUCUCGACCUUAGAUCGCCCGUAAUUUAUUUUUCGUGUAAUUUUUGUUAUAUUAUUUUUCAUUUUCAAUUCAUCCAAUUAUUAUAUUUUUCACUUUUAAAUAUUUUCAAAGGCUUCAGCCCUGAUCUAAUAAACAAAAAUCAAAUAUUCGUGUCACUUAUGGGCUUUUUAGUUUUAAAUAUUUCUCAAUAUGCACUACUGUGCAAAACUACUUUAGAUACAAUCAUAAACACACACAAUCAUAAUGCAUUCAUGCUUUACAAACUGGUUAUAGGGUUUCUCAGGCUAUUGAUAUUCCCACUCGUUGCUUCUAUCGUGCCGUGUUUUCCAACUUCAGCCGCUUCGCAUGCAAGCAUAUGUUGCACACAUGCAUAAGUAUGGAAAUUCAACUUUGUCUACACGUACACACCCUGUUUGCGAUAACCAUCGACUUAGUAUAUUUAUAUGUAUGGUAUAACACAAUAAAACACUGUAUAGCUUACAUAGUCACUUUACUUGCCUGUCGAGUGAUUUUUAUCGUAUACUGUAUUUAUUGUGUGGCAUAGAAAAUAUAUUCGCUCUUCUCAGGUAUUCACAUUUAUAUGUUUGUAUAUAUUUAUAUGUAGUAUAGUGAGCGACUUCUAUAUUUGCUUUAUAUAAAUUUUUCUCACUCAUAUUUCAUUUGCUUGCAGUAUAUAGUUAUUAUAUACAUAUAAUAUAUAUUUAUAUAUUAGUAUUUGUGCCUGUAUAGCGUUCGCUACGGGCUGGGUUCGUUUCGUUUGAAUUCGUGCGCAUUCGUCUUAGCCGUAACGCUAUCACAUUGCUUACUUGCUUAACUACUACAUAUCGAGGCAAGCAAACGAAUUUCUAUGAAAACUAAUGAACAAUUAUUCUUGUUUCCGUUUGUGUUCGCCGUCGUUAGUCAUUUGAAAUGCGUAUUAGUCAUCGUAUGACUUGCCAAAUGGUUUGGCACUUAAAUAAAUAUUGUAAAAUAUCUACCUACAUGUGCAUAUGUUUCAGUUAUAUAGUUGCGUUCAGCAUUUCUAUCGCGCAUACGAACCUCCCGGGCGACUUUAAUCGUGUACAAAAACCAUUGCAUGAGAAAUACAUAAGCACGUAGUCUACAUAUAGUUAUAUAUGUACAUAUCUACUUUGUGCCUAGGUUUGUGUUUCUAAAGCCAUAUAUAUGCAUAGGUACAUAUGUAUGUAUGUACCCACUAGCAAUUUCAAACUGCACUGUCGUUGCCUUUCAAGUGUUGGGUAAACGACAUUAAUCGUGACAUUGUGUUUAAUUGCAUACAAUUUCAUUUAAGGUUGUGUAUAAGUAUUUGAGCCAAUGUGCGCUAUUCUCAAGUGAAUACCCAUAUCCAUCGUGUUAUCGAUUUUAGUUUUAGUUGGGGUUGUGCGCAUACUCAAACAAAUUUGCAAAAAGUUAGCGCUAAGUAGAAGUGUCGACUACAUCUGGUCGGACUGAGUGGGGUGUACGGAUGUUGCACUAUUGGGCUUAUAAAUUGUAGGUGUUUACGUCAUUGAUUCAUUUGAGGUCUGUCGUCUGUGAAGAAUUGAGUUAUAAAAUAAUAUGAUAUAAUUAAGGACAAAGCUGUGAAAAUGUAAUACGUAGAAAUAUACAUAUGUAUGUAUGUAUGUAUCUACGUAUUUGUAUUUUGAUAUACAUAUGUAUGUACAUAUUCAAUAAUUACAAUCGAUAUUAUUUUCUCUUCAUUAAGCAGUGAUGUAUAUCAAUCAAUCUUAUAUUAUAAGGCGUUAGAAAGAUAAGAUUUCGUAUAAAAAAAGUUUUUAAGAUGUGGCUAAACUCAGAAUUGUUUGAGCAGGCGUCAAAGGCGAAAACACAAGGCAGGCGGAAAAUGUGGAAAGUAUUUAUAGGUUUGAUACUGUAACAGCCAAUGACGCGCUAUUUUGGUUUCGUCGAUUGCGUUUCGGGAAUUUCGAUAUGGACCGAAUUUCCAUUUGUGAAUCGCAACCAAAUCGUUCCAUUUCUCAAGCGAAUAGUUGCUGGUGAGAAAAAGUAGGCCACUUGCGACAACGUCAAGCGUAAGAGGACCUGUUCGAAUCAUUAUGAACCGACGCAAACGGUCAUCCAUGCAAACGGUCAUCCAUGCAAACGGUUCACGAGCCAGGAUUGACAGCCAGAAAGUUUAUGCUAAGGUUUAAUGGGAUUGGCAGGAAAUCAUCUACUUUGAGCUGAUCUCCUACGACCAAAUUCUCAAUUCGGAACUGUAGUCUAAACAAUUGGACCGUUUGAAAGAAGACAUUGUCCAGAAGCAGCCGGCUUUGGCCAAUAGGAAAAUUGUGUUCUAUCAGGACAACGCCAGGCCACACACUUUGAUAGCGACUCGCCAGAAGCUUUGAGAGCUUGGUUGGGAGCUUCUUGUGCAUUCACCUUAUAGUUCGGACCAUGCAUCAAGUGAUUACUACCUGUUCCUGUCAAUGGCUAAUGAUUUUAUGAAAAUUCGCCUCAAGAGAAAUUUCUGAAAAUCGACUGUUCCAGUUUUUUUGCCAAUAGAGACGAGGGCUUAUAUAAGAGUGGCAUUAUGACAGUACCUUUCAAAUUGCAAAAAAUUAUCGUACCAAACGUUGCAUAUUUUACCUAAAUCGGAUAACUUUAAUUAAACUAAAUAAAAUUUUCAAUGCAAAAACAAGAAAAACCAUUAACUUCAAUUAUACAAAAACUUGAUUUAGUUCGCUAAGUUUGUAUGGCAGAUAUAUGCUAUAGUGGUCCGACAUCGGCGAUUGCGUCAAAUUAGCAGCUCUUUGGGGAGAAAAAAACUUGUGCAAAAUUUCAGAAAGAUAUCUCAAUAAGUGAGGAACUAGACUUUGCUAAAUCGACUCGCUGAUCAUUUAUGUAUGUGUGUACAUACAUACAAGUACAUACAUAUGUGCGAUAUAUAUUUUAUAAGGUCUCUGACGGUUUUUUUUAGUGUUACAAACUUCUUUUCAAACUUAAUAUAUACUGUUCUGGAUAUAAUAAUAAAACAAGUCAUAGAGUAGCCUUCAAAAUAAUUUUAUAAUAUACACAUGUAUGUACAUAUGCAUACAUAUGUCCAAAAAUAUUGUUGUUUUAGUUUUUUCCCUCUUUUGCCCUUUGCUGGACAUUUUGGUAUGAACUGAAACUUGGACUUUACGCAAGUCAGCUUAAAUUUAAUCGCCUUAGCAUUAUAUAUUUCUAUUACACACAUACAUACAUAUGUACAUAUAUACUUACGUACGUACAUUGUAUGCAAGUACCAACAAUUUCAAAUCCAACGCCCAUUAAAAGAGCAUUGCAUGCAUUUCCGUUUCCAACUGUCCACGGCAUGCCAGGAAAUUCACACACACACGUACACCAGAAUUUCGUGUUUAAAAAGCCAUCAACGUAGAUUGAGUCAACCAAAAUAAGAUUGAAACGCUAAAAGAGGCGAAAAAUAACAAAGUGAUAGCGAACAACUGCCAACAAUGUGCAAUAAAACAAAAUUUGCCCCACCUACGGCAACAUUUUUAAACAAGUUUUUACCCGCCUGCCACAACAUUGGUACAUAUAAAUACAUCUUUUGAUGUGCCGGUAAAUUAUCCCCCACUUUUCAGACACCGAAAUUGGCGCCAAUCGGUCAAAAGCGCGAGCAAGUAAACAAAAGCGUAACAAAUAAGAAGCAGCAAAUCAAAAAAACAGCAAAACCAUUCGUUGAUUGCUGUCAACCCAAUAAAAAGUGUUUGGAUUUCGCACAGCGUGUGGCGGCGGGUCAGGUGCUGCGACUGCUGUGAUUUGUUUUGAUAGUGGUUUUUAGGUGAAUUUCUUAACGAUUUCGCGCCACCACCACAGAAGGAAAAUAAAUAAGCACCACGAAAAUAGAAAAAAAAUACAGAGGCAUUUGCGGAGCAAUGAAAAUCAGCUGUGCAGCGCAAUCUUUGUUUUGUUUGAGAUUUGCUUUGCUACGAUUUUUUGUUUUUGUUGUUACGUUGUGUACCAAAACAUCAAUAGACGCAUCAAGUAUUUAGAAACGGGCUGAUAACAACACUAAUAUGCAUAAUUUACACGGCGAAGGGGAGAUAUAGCGACCGGCGUUUGUGGCGCGCAUAAAGCAAGAUGCGAUAAGGGUUAUUUUGGCGCUUAAGUACUGUUAGAGUAACAAUUUUGGAAUUUGUAAAACUUGGUAUUUCAUAAUUUAUAUUAUAUAUUAUAUUUAAUUUUUGUUUUGGUAAAACUUGAGAGAAGAGCGUAUAACGUUUAUGCGGAAGCUUGAAAUCUUGCUAAUGACUAAUUUUCUAGAAAUUAAACAAAUUUAAAAUAGACUCUAAAAAAGUUCAUUAUAAUAUUACAAGCAAUGUUAUGUCUAAAGCUGCAGUAUUUGUUUGCCACUUUCGGUAUAAUUAUGCAGACGCCCAUAAAACCCAUAAAUGAAGAUUUUUAAUAUUGCUCCUUACAUAAAUGUUACAUACAUAUAUUAUUAUAUAAAUACAUAUAUGUAUUUUAUGUACUAUAUUUACAUACUUUUUUUUACAUUAUUUCAAUAUAUUUUGAUACAUUUUACAUAUUUUUGCAUUACCUUACAUUAUGCGCCGCUAGCAUGUGCAAUCGAAAUUUCAUACAUCUGUACAAUAAAUUAUGCAUUAUGCAAUUCAGAUUUAUUUUUCAAAACACAGCAUUUUCUGCCAUUUGCCGGUAUUUUUAACCACAAAUUCAGCACAGAAGCAGCUUUUGACUAUGCUGCCCACCACUAAAUCCCCCAUAGCUGUCGCAAGCAGCCCGUUUGGCUCUCGCAUCGACCUGCUUUACAACGAGCCGCUGUCAAUUGUCAAGUGUAAACGUAAACUGCCGUUGUUGUGCAUCAAACGUAACAACAAUGCAACAAGGUAAAUAAAAGAAAUAGAAAGCAAAGCAAUAAUAAAAAUCAAAAACAACGCACAGUGUGCAUUAAACCGCACAAUGCUUGUUCUAUCAACCAGCAGCAACAAAAUUCAAAUACGCAAAUGUUGUUAGUGUUUUCAAUUAUGCUAUAACAGUAUCCAUUGCAAUUCUAUGCGUUCCAACUAGAAGCAAUUUUCAUGAGCGUUAAACAAAAAUAGUUACUACUACUACUUUAAUAUAUUUCUUACAAAUGGCAAAUAAUCUUUCAGUUAAAUAAAUGGUAAAAUUAAAUAAAAAUAAAAGUUUGUGUAUUGAUUAACACCUAACUGCUUUUAAGGCCAAGCAAGCAUUUCAUUCUAUAAAUGUGUUACGUUUAGGCAGCGUAUACGUGAAUGUAGAAUAUUUUGUUCAAUAUUUUCUUGAAAAUAAUCUACGAUAAACAUUUUAAUUUUUUUUUUUAUAAAAAUAAUCUAUGAUAAAGUUUUUAAUUUAAUAAUAUACCAGCUUGUUAAUUAUCUUAUCGAAAUAUGUCUCUAUAUACAAUUUUUUCCUAACAGUUGUGCCCACAGUACAAUUACAAGCAUACAGUCUGAAAUCAAAUUGCCCGCUUGCCAUGAACAAAGUGGAAAAAAAUUCCUCAUAUAUAAAGUAAAAAAAUAUACAAACAAAAUAUUACAAACGCAGCCAUAAAACAACAACUAUAUAUACGUACCUAUAUACAUAUAUAGACGAAGCAAAACUGUGAGUUUCACAGUGGUGAAACCACUGCGAAGGAGCACACAAAAAGGGGAAGCAAGAAUAAACGAGUAAGCAAGAAAUGGGGGAAAAUAUGCAAUGCAUAUAGGGUGCCAAUAUAUUAAUUAAAUAUGAUAAAAACUGUAUAUAGUCACAAAGACAUAUAUAACUUGAAAAUAUACUUAACUAAUCAAAUUACAGUAAUAUUAGUGCAUAAUGCCAACUGUCCCAAACUCUUAUUUCUUACUUAACUAUAACUUUCUUUACGGCCUCAUUAAUUGUCAUAAGUGCAAUUAUUUACGGUUGUACACCCUGUAAUACAUAAUCUCAAAUAAUAGGAACUAAAAUGUAUAUAGCACACAAGCAAGCAUUGAAGCAGACUGGCGACAAGCAAGCAAUCAACAACGGGUAUUACAGAUAGCUCUUGUGCAAAUGAGCGCUGUAUGGGGUAGCAAUAAGGCGUAAAUUGUGUGAGUGUGAGCGAGCCCGCAAUAUGAAACUUUUGUAAUGUAAAUGGAUAGUGGAAAGUAUGGAGGAGACGAAGCGAUACAACGACGGCGUUUGCCAAACGAGUGACGAUAGUUGAAGUAAAAGGUUGUAAAAUGACAUUUCAACCGUUUCGGUGAUCAAAGAAAAUUGAUUAACGCGCCAAAAGCAGCAAAAAAUAUAAUUGAAGUGCAAAGAAAUGUCAGUAGGAAGUGCAACACUGCACCCAAGUGUCAAAUUUGAAGCUAAAAACCAAUUAGACUAAAUAGUACAAAUUUAUUUAGAAGGCCAAAAAAAAUUAUUUUAUAAAUACAUAUUUAAAAGUGUAGAGAAAUCCAAGAGAAAUAUUUGUAUAAAAAUCUCUAUACAAUAGAGAAUAUAUUGUAUGAAAAAGAGAAAUCCAAAUACAUCUACAACGAAUAAAACGAACAUUUUAUAUACGACAAGCGUAUAUAAGCGUUCGGAAUUCAGUGGAAGUGGCAUGUGAAAUAUAAAAAACAGGUACAAGGCAAACGAUAGCAACAACAAAAGCGAAACGCAAUAACACAGGGUUGUAUGUGUGCAUAUAAUAAAAUAACGUAGCCCAACACAGUUCACCACACUACAGGUAGUAGUGGUAGACAGAGAGAGUAAAGUCUAUAUACAAUAUUUAUGUUAUAUGUGUGCAUCAUCUCGCUUUGGCCUUGUUUGACAGUUCGUUAUUUGACUUGGGCACAGUCGUCUCUGUGUAAUAUUGCUAGCUAGCUAGCUGUAGCGAAUUAAGUGAAUAUUUUCAAUUUAUAUGGAGCUGUUUAAGAAAAGUUGACAACGUUGUAAAAUGUUUUUAACCUGAUAUUUCACAAUUUAAAAAGUUUGUGAAUUGUACCCAAGCAAACAGUGAGGUUCUAAAUAGACGCUCAUAUAAGAAACAUUUAAACCGUUUGCAAAAGCUAUCUCUAAUCCAGCACAUACGGUCGCGCAAGAGUUGCUAAAUAUGUGAGAAGUUUUUGGUUUGUGUAGAGCAAUCGUUUAAUUUAACCAACGCGAACAGUGACGAAAGAAAUAUUCUUUCCUACGACUUCAUUGUCAAAAUCAAUACAAACAGAAAUAAAAUUUUAUAAUUGAACAAAAUUUCUCUAGACGUGUAAAAAAAUUAAUUUCAUACUAAUAAAAGAGGCAACCAACAACAACGAAAGCAAAGGAGUGACAACGAAUAUAGGGAAAAGCAGAAGAAAAAAAAAACUUAAGUAAAUAACAGAAGGAAAAUUAUCAAAACUGAAAACAGACAGAAAGUUGUGAAAAUAGUGCUGUAAAUAAAUAUUUUGCUGUGGCGAAGAAGCAGACAUUUAAUUAAAUUGUACGAAAGUAAAACUAAAGUAAAUUUAUAUACUCACACAAAUACAUGUUAUAUGCGACGUACCAGUUGUGUAGAAUUGUCCAUCUCUUUCUCUGCAAUCGCGAACAGUGGAUGAUGUGCCUGCGCUCCAGCUGUCAUGUAUUAAAUCCACCAAUAAAUUACAUACGAACGGAAACCCUGACGGCAGUGGCUGCAACAACUGACGAGUGCAAAUGUCAAGCUGAUUUUAUAACAACCGAAACAGCAACAAGAAUAACAUAAACAGCAACAUCCAAAGCACACAGCAACAACAAAAAAUAUAGUUGCAGCAACCACGAAAACAAUAAAAAAUUAACAAAUGUCAAAAUGUUGCAACAAGAGCAUCGCCAAAUAAGCCAUGGCAAAAGUAUGCAUCAUCUAACAUUGCCUACAAAUUACAAACAAACAAUGAACAAUUUGAUCAAAGCUAAGAACAACAAUUCUACAACAUUGACUCCGGUCAGCACAACAACACUUGACUCAAGUAAUCGCAUUCAGGAGCAACUGCAACAAACGGCGAACACAAGCGUAAAUUACACAAAUAAUAUGAUGGGUUCAACUGCCACAGCAGCAACACCACCCACACAACCCACACAGAGUGUUCGCAAUUACGGUAGCAACAACACAUCACCUUCAACAAUGGGUGUCAAUUUACGCGUUACUGGCCAAUGCAGCCAGGGUGGACGUAAAUAUAUGGAAGAUUACUUCUCGGUUGCCUAUCAACAGUCGGAGAAUGCCAAGGAUCUUGAAUAUGCAUUUAUUGGCAUUUACGAUGGCCAUGGUGGCGCCGAGGCAGCUACAUUUGCCAAAGAGCAUCUUAUGAUGCAGAUUAUCAAUCAGAAGGCUUUCUGGUCGGAAUCGGAUCAUGAUGUAUUAAGAGCAAUACGCGAAGGUUAUAUUGCCACACACUAUGCGAUGUGGCGGGAUCAAGAAAAUUGGCCCAAAACCGCAAAUGGCUUGUUGAGUACAGCCGGCACUACCGCCACAAUCGCCUUCAUACGUCGUGAGAAGAUAUAUAUUGGCCAUGUUGGUGAUUCGGGUAUUGUGCUCGGCUAUCAGAAUGAGGGUGAGAAAUUUUGGCGUGCUCGACAGUUGACUGUUGAUCAUAAGCCUGAAUCGACGGAGGAACGUGCACGUAUACAACGCUCUGGUGGUAAAGUGGUAGUCAAAUCAGGUGUACCGCGUGUCGUUUGGAAUCGGCCGCGUAAUGCAGGUCAUAGAGGUCCAAUUCGUUGCAACACACCCGUCGAUGAAGUACCGUUUUUGGCUGUGGCGCGUAGUCUCGGUGAUUUGUGGAGUUAUAAUUCCAAACGUAAUGUAUUUGUGGUUAGUCCAGAUCCAGAUGUACAAGUGAUCAAAAUAAAUCCAAAGACUUUUAGAUGCUUAAUUUUUGGCACGGACGGUCUAUGGAAUGUUGUAACACCACAAGAGGCUGUCGACACCGUCUACGAAAGAGAGUGCAUUAAUGAGCGUCUACAAGCAUAUACAAAUGCCGACAGUGGCAAUAACGAAUGGACGAAUCCCAGUAAAAGUUUAGUAGAGCGUGCUUUGAAAACGUGGUCGUCAAAAAAGAUGCGUGCUGAUAACACUUCGGUAGUCACUGUCAUACUGUAUCCAUCUGCCAAUGACACAACGAAUACUAACUGCGUGGCUCCCAACACGCUCUCGUACAAUAGCUUGCCAAAGGAUAGUUGUGGUCUCGAAUAUACGGAGGUAUGCGCUGAAGUUCCCGCACCUGAAAGUUAUGGCAUUUCUUUCGAGGAAAUCGCAGAGAAACAUACAAUGCCUGAAGCCUUCCGCAAUUUUGAUUAUUUGCUCGAUGAAGAAGCUAUAAAUGCUUCACUGCAAAUGCAGCAUGAAGAGAAUUGCGAGCGUAAAUAUUGUAGUGAAGAACUGUCAUAUUGGAAUAACUGGAGUUGGGAAGAGCGUCAAUCGGAUUGUGCUGGUGAUUAUAAUCAUCAAGUGUCGACUUUGGCCACAAGUAGCGAUGUAAGCAUUUGUAGUAAGGCCAUAGCAAGUCACAACACGCUGUGCAAUACUAACGGUACCAUAACAGGUGAUAACGAUGAAAAUGCCGUAGAUGGCGUACACGCGGGUUGUGUUAAUGACAAUGCCGAAUGCGAAUCAGCUGUUUUGAAAUACGCACAUUACAGCGCUGAUGCGUCAAAUGCGUCGAGUGAUGUCAGUAAUGAAUUGGGCAAUGCCGGUUUCAUGACUUUCGCUGAAUCGUACAAUUCAUUUUUGAAUGAACAUAUGUCACAUGACAGCACCAACAGCUCUAAUUCCAAUUCGAAUUGUCAAAUCAUUAGCGGUACGAGUGAGAUAUUACAAGAACAACAGUUGUAUCAACAGCAGUGCAUGUCCGAGGAGGAAGGUUAUUCGCUAACCAAAUUGGAAACGCGUCGCGAGCAACAACGCUGCACCAGUGGUGUACAAACAUUUAAAAUUUUCCAAACACUUGACACAAGCGGCACCAGCUACGUGCCGCAACGCGUAGAACAACAAGAAAGCAACGUUCAGCGUGUGGUUGAGCAAACGUCACGAGAAAAUGCAAACUUGCAGCUUCAAACCACUGCCACAGCGCAACUCACAGUUGAGGAAACGCGCGAACUGGAGGCUGCGCUGACCUGGGAACCGCCGGAAUGUGCGCCACUGGGUCCAACAAUCACUCAGUUUCUCACUUAUCCAGCUGAACAUCAAAAGCCGUUGGAGCUAAAUUCGCUGCUUCAGCAAGAACGCGAGGUAGAGCAGCAAGUCGCCUAUGAGCGACUCGAAAUGCAGCAACGCCUGGCACAAGCAAAUGUGAUUAAGUUAGCGGCGGCUCACGCUGAACGCACGGAUUGUAAAGCUGAAGCUGAACAGCCUGCCACUUUGCCUAUUGAAGAAAUUGAGGACGUGUUGGUUGAGGAGUACAUUGAGGAAGACGACGCCGAAAGCGUAGAACUACAACUAACGGAAGCGUCAAAUACGGCACACAAAGAUGCAAGAGUACAAAUCAACGAGAUAUCGUCUAGCAUGUCGGAGCAGACGGAUUGCGAUAGCAGUAUCAGCAGCAGUGACAGUGAAAUGUUAGCAUCCGUUGCCGCUAUGCCAUGCCAAAAAAUGCAAAUUAUUGAGAAAAUCGAAAAGAUUGAAAUACUGCCACAGAAAUUGCCAACGAAAUUGGAACGUUUAUCCAACCAUACGGUGUUGACAACACAGAAAACACCACGCCACACACAGUACAAGAAGUCUGCAGGCAACGCAGCAGUUGUUUGUACAACCUCAACUCCGGCGGCAAGCCAUAAGCCAAGUGAAAAGGUCAAAGUUACGACAUACGACUUCACCUCACGUCCACCCAAAGCAUGUCCUGCGCGCACGUCGCUCAAGCGCUCACAGACGCAAUUCCCCAAUAUACCAAACGAGAAUGCACGCGCCGCAAGUGAGUCGACAUCAUCGCAUGCGCUCAGCAAACGGCGACGCUAUGACGCCUACAACGACUAUGUGCUGGGCGCGGUUAGCAGUACGAGCAAUAAAACCGUUAUGAACGUCGCUAACACAAACAGCAAUAGCAACAAUUGUCGCAAUCGGCGCUGUAACAGUAACGCCUCCAUGGUGCAUUCGGGUAGCACCAACUGUGGCACUAUCGCCUUGGAAAAACGCCAACUGCGCAGCAACAGCGGCGUCGUGGACUACGCCAAGCGUACCUUACGCACACGCAACUCGCUCAGCAAAGACCUAAAAGCAAAAGCAUCACUAACCUCCACCAUGCGUCGUGUGACCUCACAAUUCUUGCACGAGACUGCCGUCAGUCUUAUGAGCAGCAGCUCAGCGCUGGCGCAACAGCGCCAACAACAACGCAGCUCAAAUGCAGGCGCUAACAGCGGCAUGGCGUUGAAUAGAAACGGCAGUGGCACGAACAACCAUAGUUGCAGUAGCAGCAGCAGUGUUGGACGCCGUGCACGUGCCGAAAAACUCUUAACGACAAGCACGGACAAUUUGGAGGCUGCCUUCUCGCACGUCAUCAAUUUGCGUUCCCGCAAAGUGGCACAUUUCGCUGUGGCUGCAGCAGCAGCGGCGGUGGCAGUCAAUCACACACAGACGACGCGACGCGCGAAAGGCGUUGUCGGCAACAGUCCACUGCUCACCACAUCCGCGUCUACAGUGCUGCGACGCGAACGCCACAAUUUGCGCAGCUUAAGCACGCGCAAUGCUGCCAGUCCGCCGGGUUUGAUGUCUGCCAACGGGCAACGCGAUUAUGCUUAUGGCAAGACCCAAACGCGCAGCGGUUUGCAUGCAACCGGCAUCUGCGCAUACAGCUUGACGUCCAGCGCGGCGCCCACGUCUAAAUUGCUCAAUGGCGCAGCGGGUGUGAAUGCGGCGACACGGCCGCGCACACACGCGCUGCUUCUGGCAAAACAGUCGGUGGGCGCUGGUGGUUCUGUGCCAGCGAGCGGUAUGUUGGGCGUACGUGGCGGCGGCAGCGCCACAAGCUCGUUGACAACGCCCACCUCCUAUGGCAAGCGCACGACAGCGCUGCGUAGUGGCGCGGUGGGUAGCGGCAGCGCAGGCACGAUUAUGCUGACGCGUAGUGGCGGACGCAAUGGUAGAAGACUGAAUCGUUAAAUUUUGUGGGCGGACACCAUUCGAUAUGUGCGGCGCGUUGGCUGCGCGCGCUGAUAGUGAAGUUAUUAGUACAAAAAUGCCUGAAAGCAUGCUAGACGCUUACGAUUUUGUUUGUUAAGGUUUACAAAUGUAACAAAAAAAAAACAAAAAAGAAGUGAAGAAUCUUGAACAUUGCAAUAUAUGUUUGUGCUUAAACUGGCACUUAUCGGCGCAAAACUGUGGAAAGCAAAGUAAAAAAUAUUUUUUCUGUAAAUCAAAUCGUUAUGUUGGUUUCCUCUGUUUUUAAUUAUUAUACCGCAAAUUUUUCGCUUACUUGAAACUUACAGAAAAACGUUUUGAAAAAAAGCAAAAAUGUGAAGCAAAUGCAAUAUUUAUUAGUAAUAAUAUGUUAAUAUAGUAGGUCUAUGCAUUAUUGACCUCAAUUUUUAUGGUUCGAAAUAAAGCAAUGGGGAAAUUCGUAAAUUGUGUGUAAUGGUGAAAUAGUCUUCACUGUGCAAUUGACAAAUAAA
This is a messenger RNA of Bactrocera oleae (olive fruit fly), 12711 nucleotides long. It is a transcript of the gene Pp2C1, whose product is annotated as protein phosphatase 2C. Gene Ontology annotation, molecular function: cation binding; mitogen-activated protein kinase binding; protein serine/threonine phosphatase activity. NCBI's taxonomy places the organism in Eukaryota, Metazoa, Arthropoda, Insecta, Diptera, Tephritidae. Gene Ontology annotation, biological process: negative regulation of gene expression, epigenetic; peptidyl-threonine dephosphorylation. The record is from RefSeq and is a predicted model, not a curated record.